Molecule: messenger RNA, 2190 nt
Organism: Papaver somniferum (opium poppy)
Lineage: Eukaryota; Viridiplantae; Streptophyta; Magnoliopsida; Ranunculales; Papaveraceae
Product: LEAF RUST 10 DISEASE-RESISTANCE LOCUS RECEPTOR-LIKE PROTEIN KINASE-like 2.2
Exons: 7
Coding region: 64-2106 (680 amino acids)
Biological process (GO): protein phosphorylation
Molecular function (GO): protein kinase activity; polysaccharide binding; ATP binding
Source: RefSeq, a predicted model, not a curated record
UACAACAAAAGAAGAAGAGGAUCGAAGAACCUCUUCAUUUUAGUUAAUAAAUCUUUUUAGAAUAUGAAAAUUAUCUUCCUCACCCGUUUCAUAUUAUACUUUGGUAUUAUCUUUCUUAUUCUUCCAAACUGCAAUUGUUCAUCUUGUUUUCAAUCUACUCAUAUAAUAUAUGAAGGUUCUUCGGUUUUUUCUUGCGGAGAUUUGCAUAACAUUCAGUGCCCUUUCACCUUGGAAGGCCAUCCUCAGAACUGCACGAAUCGUCCAGCCUCGGCACAACUCACUUGUGAAAAUAAUAGAACUACUAUCGCUUCUAUUCAGGGGAAAAAGUUCUAUGUCACUGGUAUAAAUUAUACAGAGGGAAGUAUUCGAAUAAUUGAUCCAGGUCUUCAAAAAGAUAACUAUUCUUCACUGCCUCGACAUUCAUUACGAAAUGUUGUAUUAAGUGGCCCUGAUAAUAAUGAUAACAUGAUUUAUAAUGAUGGAUAUUCAAAUACAAAAGAUGCGGUAGUGUACUUGAACUGCUCAACAGAUAUAGAGGACUAUCCACCUUAUUAUCUCAAGGUUCCUGUUAACAUGUCAUCAUAUGUAAUCCUGAAUCCAAUGGUUUCAGAAAUUAAGAAUUCAUGUAGUACUUUUGUUACGUCUUGGAUGAUGCCCUAUGAGAGUGAUGAUUAUAUGUCUGAAGCCAAUCGAACCAAACAUCUUAGGGAUGCUUAUGGUGGUUCUUAUAGAGAAGUUCAUAACCGGAUGAUGCAAGGCUUCGAUAUCUGUUGGACGGACAAUUAUCAGCCAGAUAGAAGAGGAUUUCUCGAGAAAUUUUUGUCAAUCCCCAGCUCUGUUCUAUGGAAAUUCUUCAAAAAGCAUGUACCGAACCCCGUCGAUUGGACUUUUCGUGGAUACAUAUAUGACCAUGACAGACAAACAAAAGAAGGGUUGUCCCAUUUUCUGUACGACUGGAAUUAUGCUCCGGAGUAUGCUACGGUAACCUUUAUUGGAUUGCUCGUAUAUGGAGGAAUGUUCUUGGGUGGAAGAUUUAUACUUGCGGCACCAAUUGUGAUUCCAAUUUUGAUUUAUACACUAAGAAAAAGAAACCGAGCCAUGAAUGCAAGUAUUGAAGACUUUUUAGACAUAUAUAGAGACCAGAUGCCUAUAAGGUACUCGUUCAAUGAUGUCAAGAAAAUGACUAACAAUUUCAAAGAAAAAUUAGGUCAAGGUGGUUUUGGAUCUGUAUACAAAGGAUCUCUUCGUAAUAAUCGUGGGGUUGCAAUUAAGAUCCUUAGCUCAACAAAAGGAGAUGGACAAGAUUUCGUCAAUGAAGUAGCUACUAUGGGGAAGAUACAUCAUGUGAAUGUGGUAAAACUCAUUGGAUUUGUAGCUGAACGCUCCAAACAAGCUCUGGUGUAUGAACUCAUGACGAACGGAUCUCUCGAGAAAUACUUAUUUCCUCAAGAAGAUGGCAAACUUGUUAACCUUCUUAGUUGGGAAAAAGCUUAUCAAAUCGCAUUGGGAACAGCUCGUGGGAUUGAAUAUUUACACCGAGGAUGUGGUAUGCGAAUACUGCAUUUCGACAUUAAACCGCAUAACAUUCUACUCGACGAGAAAUAUAAUCCAAAAGUUUCGGACUUUGGGUUAGCAAGAUCGUACUCAAUUGAUGCUAGUAUGAUUUCGGUAACACAUGGGGCUAGAGGUACUAUAGGAUACAUGGCACCAGAAUUAUUCUAUAGGAAUAUUGGAGGCAUCUCCUACAAGUCAGAUGUAUACAGUUUCGGGAUGUUGUUAAUGGAAAUGGCAGGGAGAAGGAAAAAUUUGAACAUGUCAGCUGAUAAUGCCAGCCAAAUAUAUUUCCCCUCAUGGAUAUACAAACAAUUGAACCAAGGCGAUAAUAUUGAAUUGGAAGAUGCUACUCAAGAAGAAAAUGAAAUAGCAAAGAAAAUAAUCAUAGUUGGUUUGUGGUGUAUACAGCUGAAGCCUGUCGAUCGUCCUUCCAUGACCAAAGUUGUAGAAAUGUUAGAAGGAGAGCUAGGACUACUGCAAAUCCCAGACAAACCAUUUUCGAUUGCAGAUUGCGAUGGAGAUGAAGAUGUCAUGUUGGAUUCCCUUGUAUGAAUUGAAAACAGUUGAUAUUUAAUUAUAUAUGUUUCAAAUGACAUUGAGAUCUUUGUAUCAAAUAAUACUCUAUUGAAGAUAAAU